AAGCCCAAGAUUCAGCUACCUCUCGCUGCGAUUACUCACCAACAAACAGAAAACUCACGACGGUCUGCGAGAGGGAUGAGCGUAUCGGAUUUGCCAACGAAGGAGACAAACGUGCUGAAGGGGCACGAAGGCGCAGUUUUAGCUGCUAGAUUCAACGGAAACGGCGAUUAUUGCCUGAGCUGCGGCAAGGACCGUACCAUUAGGUUAUGGAAUCCCCACCGUGGGGUCCAUAUCAAGACCUACAAAUCACACGGCCGCGAAGUCCGUGACGUCCAUGUUACUCCGGACAAUUCGAAGCUUUGUUCUUGUGGCGGUGACCGGCAGAUUUUCUAUUGGGAUGUCGCAACUGGACGUGUCAUUCGAAAAUUUCGUGGCCAUGAUAGUGAGGUAAAUGCUGUGAAGUUUAACGAGUAUUCAUCCGUGGUAGUAUCAGCAGGAUAUGAUCGUUCCCUGCGUGCUUGGGACUGUAGGUCUCACAGCACUGAGCCAAUUCAGAUCAUUGAUACAUUUUUAGACAGUGUAAUGUCUGUAUGUCUAACAAAAACGGAACUAAUCGGUGGAAGUGUUGAUGGCACUGUUAGGACAUUUGACAUUCGUCUUGGUCGAGAAAUAUCAGAUAAUUUGGGGCACCCUGUCAACUGUAUCUCUAUGUCGAAUGAUGGCAACUGCAUACUAGCGAGUUGCUUGGAUUCUACUCUGCGUCUUGUGGACAGGUCAGCAGGCGAAUUGUUGCAAGAGUAUAGAGGCCAUAGGUGUAAGUCUUAUAAACUAGAUUGCUGCCUCACCAACACUGAUGCACAUGUAACUGGUGGGUCUGAGGAUGGCUAUAUUUAUUUCUGGGAUCUUGUCGAUGCAUCUGUGGUGUCAAGUUUCCGUGCUCAUUCCUCUGUGGUGACUAGUGUGAGUUACCACCCAAAAGACAACUGCAUGAUAACUGCUUCUGUUGAUGGCUCAAUCCGCGUUUGGAAGACAUGAGUAAGGAAGCAAUCAAACAUUAGCUACCUUGACACAGGGACUUCCCCCACCCCAUCUUAUAUGGUAUGAUUUUGGAAGUUGGAACUUAGCAUGCUGGUGCAGAGAUUCAACUAACCGUGCCCUAUCCCCCUUCCAAAUCCAUUUAGUUAAUCAUAAACCAUUGUUCUUAAUUCUUUUCAUACACACAAUGAAUACUUUUUUUCUUUUUGGAAAUGUAACACAUGCAAUUGCGGUGCCCCAACCCAUGUUAUGAGCAACUGCACGUGAUAUCACACCAUUUUAGAAUCUUCCUGUACCCCAUGUAUGAGCUACUGCACAUGAUAUCCUCGCCAUUUAGAAUAUUGCUGUAUCCCAUGCUUGUGGACAAUGUCAAUUUGAGUCCCUGAUUGGUUCGACCAAAAGUAGACUUUUUUCCUUUUGUGGUGAACA
This is a messenger RNA of Tripterygium wilfordii, 1404 nucleotides long. Its product is annotated as WD repeat domain-containing protein 83. Gene Ontology annotation, biological process: mRNA splicing, via spliceosome. The record is from RefSeq and is a predicted model, not a curated record. The transcript has 8 exons. Gene Ontology annotation, molecular function: protein binding. Bases 76 to 975 code for a protein of 299 amino acids. NCBI's taxonomy places the organism in Eukaryota, Viridiplantae, Streptophyta, Magnoliopsida, Celastrales, Celastraceae. Gene Ontology annotation, cellular component: catalytic step 2 spliceosome.